AUGUCCUUGCUGUCACAAAGCUCUGUUCUUGUAUUCCUCUUGCGGCUCAUUGAUGUCGACACAGAAUUCAACCGGCAUGGCUUUGAAAAGAAGUACAGGACCACAUUCAAGAUCACAGAAAAGAGGGAAGCAUUCACCAACUUUACAAAAGCACUCGGCCCAGGCGGCCACUCGUGGAAUGUAGUCCGCUCCGAGUCAGAUGAUAUCUUAUUCCACCACGCCGCCCGCAGCGGAGCCAAGACAUUUAACAGCACCAAGGUAGACGUAAUCCAUUUUGAGCCAUACCCGCAUGACGGUUUCAACGAACCCGUGCACCUGGCCAAUCCAGGCCGGCCUGUAUCGGCUGACUGGUCGUGUAAAGACGGGACUAGAGGCAACAUCAAGUUUGACUACCUCAUCGAUGCCAGCGGGUGCAACAGGAUCAUGUCCACAAAGUACCUCAAGAACCGCCGCUUCAACGAGGGCCUCAAGAAUAUAGCAAACUGGACGUACUGGAAAGGGGCCAAGCGCUUCAAUGUUGGCCAGCCCAACGAGAACUCGCCCUUCUUUGAGACGCUCGAUGACGCGAGCGGCUGGGUCUGGGCCAUCCCCCUGCACAACAGCACCUUGUCGGUCGGCAUCGUGGCGCGCCAGGACCUCUUCGUGGCCAAGAAAAAGCAACUCGGGCUAACCCCCCAAGAAUUCUACUGCGAGUAUCUCAAGCUGGCGCCGCAAAUCAGCGCCAUGCUGUCGGACGCCGAAAUAGUGUCGGACAUGAAGCAGGCGUCAGACUGGUCGUACAGCGCAUCGGCCUACGCCGGCCCGUACUUCCGCAUCAUCGGCGAUGCCGCCGCCUUUGUCAACCCCUAUUUCUCGUCAGGCAUGCACCUGGCCUUGACCAACGGUCUCACAGCCGCCGUGUCAGUGCAGGCGUCGCGCCGCGGCCAGGCCGACGAGCACGCCGCAGCCAAGUGGCACGGCACAAAGGUCGCUGAGAACUACACCCACCUGCUCCUCAUCAUCAUGGCAGUGCAGCGCCAGCUGCACCUCAAACAUGAACAGCUCAUCACCACCGAUGCAGAGGACGGCUUUGACGCCGCUUUCAAGGCUAUCCAGCCCGUCAUUCAGGGGGUCGCCGACACACACCUAUCGGACGAGCAGGUGCAGCAGCGAGCGGUGGAAUCGGUUGACUUUGCACUCAACUUAUUUAAUAUCACACCGGAGCAGGAGAAGGCCAUGGUGGACAAGGUCAACCAUGCUACACAGGCAGCGCCUGAGACACUCCAGAACAUGACCCCCGAGGAGGUCGAUAUUCUGAAGCGCAUGAGCCAUCGCGUCUUGCAUCAGAACACAAUCCAGGAGAAUAGGGGCCUGGCGGCUUUUACAGAUAUAGAGUAG
Molecule: messenger RNA, 1377 nt
Organism: Aspergillus neoniger CBS 115656
Lineage: Eukaryota; Fungi; Ascomycota; Eurotiomycetes; Eurotiales; Aspergillaceae
Product: NAD(P)/FAD-dependent oxidoreductase
Exons: 4
Coding region: 1-1377 (458 amino acids)
Molecular function (GO): monooxygenase activity
Source: RefSeq, a predicted model, not a curated record